GAAGGAUGCGGACAAAGGUGCAACGAGGAGGUUGCUAAAAAAAAAGAAAAGAGGAUACGAGCAGUGCGAUAAACAUCACCGAAAGAACCGUGUUGUCCGACAUCUCGACACCGAAACGGGUCUUCAGGAGUAGACCAUCAUGGAGACGGCUGUGCUGAGCCUCCAGGGCUUAUAUGAUAACCUGAGGAUGCAAGUUGACCUUCUCAAUGAGAACAUUGAACCCAACUUCAUCCAGAUGGCACAAAACUUUGAUGACUGCCGUCGCAAAUGGCUGAGGACCGAGCAAGAACUGGGUUCUUGCAAAGAGGUGCUCACCAAAACAGAGACAGAGAGGGGAGCCUUGGAGGUCAAACUGAAACAUGCCCGCAACCAAGUAGAUGUGGAGAUCCGCCGCAGACAAAAGGCUGAGGCUGAUUGUGAGAAGUUGGAUCGUCAAAUUCAGUUGAUCCGGGAUCUCCUGACCAGUGAGGGAUCCUCCAACAGCAUCCAGCUGAGUGCAGAGCAGCGUUCAGCUCUGGCCUUCCUGAACACAAACUGCCAGGCAGCAGUCAGCAUGAAUACUAGCCGAAGAGAGAGACUGACGACGAUUGAUGAGUCCGCCUCCAUCUUGUCAGAUAUCAGCUACGACAAAACUGAUGACUCUCUUGACUGGGACUCCUCCACUGUGAGGACAGUGCGACUGAAGAAACGAGAGAAGAGGCGCUCCUCGAGAAAUCACGUCGAUGGCCCUCCACUUGCCUCCAAACGGUCCCGAUCAACGGGUAGAACUUCAGAGAGGGGAAAUGAGACCCUUGUGACAAAAACCACAGUGACUGUCCCUGUGAAUGGAGGACCUGUUGAGGCAGUUUCUACCAUUGAGACUGUUCCUUACUGGACUCGCAGCAGGAGAAACACUGCCGCCAUGGACUGGGAAUCUGAAUCCGUCAAGUCUGAGGACGUCUUCAAGCAGCCUGGCAUCCCUGAGGAGCAGAUGAAAGUGCAGCCCAGCACACCACAGAGCCACGGGGGUGUCCGUCUUCAUGAGUUUGUCUCCAAAACUGUUAUUAAGCCUGAAUCAUGUGUACCCUGUGGAAAGAGGAUCAAGUUUGGCAAGAUUUCACUGAAGUGCCGUGACUGCAGGGUCGUCUCGCACCCUGAGUGUCGUGAGCGUUGCCCUCUGCCGUGCAUCCCCAACCUAGGUGGCACACCGGUCAAAAUCGGGGAGGGUGUGCUGGCACACUACGUCCCGGACACAUCUCCCAUGAUUCCUCCCCUUGUAGUCCACUGUAUCAAUGAGAUUGAGCAAAGGGGCCUGCAUGAGGCCGGACUGUACCGUCUGUCUGGUGCUGAUCGCACAGUGAAGGAGCUGAAGGAGAAGUUCCUCCGCAGCAAAACUGUUCCCGUGCUCAGCAAGGUGGACGAUAUCCACGCCAUCACUGGCCUCCUCAAGGACUUCCUGAGAAACCUCAAGGAGCCUCUUCUCACCUUCCGCCUCAACCGCCCUUUCAUGGAGUCAGCCGAGGUCUCAGACGACGACAACAGCAUCGCUUUGAUGUACCAAACCAUCAGCGACCUGCCACAGGCCAACAGAGACACUCUGGCUUUCGUAGUCCUUCACCUUCAGAGAGUUGCUGACAGCUCGGAUACGCGGAUGGACAUCAGUAACUUGGCUCGAGUGUUUGGUCCAACUAUUGUGGGUCAUGCAGUUCCCAACCCUGACCCGAUGACAAUCCUACAGGACACCAAACGACAGCCCAAGGUCGUGGAGCGUCUGUUGGCUCUGCCGGUGGAUUACUGGAGCCAGUAUGUGAAGGCAGAGCACGAGCAGCCGAACUUGGAUCACCUGAUCAUCGAGAACGCAAACUGCUACGCCACCCCCGAGAGAAUGAGCAUGCUGGGACCUCUGACCACUCCAGAGCACCAGCUCAAUAAAACCCCCUCCUCCAGCUCCUUGUCUCAGCGCAUGAAGUCCACUCUGACCCCCAGAUUUGGGAGCAAGAGCAAAUCGGCCGUCGGAUUUUCUCGCCAAGGAAAAUUCUUUGCAUCUCCACUCCUAAAAUAAUGCAGAGCAGCUGCACCUAAACCUUUACUAACGCUGCAAUAACAGCCAAUACAUUUGUGCAUUUAUGCAAACACAUAACCUGGUACUGCUUUGAGGUUAGCUGUAAAUGCCUCCAUCUAAGUCUUCCUACUAAUAAUCGUUUUAAUAUUUCACAAUGGUAAGAGUUGUAUUUUGCUGAUUUUACGUGUUUGUAAAAGGAUUAUUUUUUUUUAACCAAAUAGGUUUUCCUGUCUAUGCACACUUGUGUGUCCACAGACUGAUGCUUUUACUAAAUGUUUGAUGAGGCUUUCUCAUUUCACCUCGUAACACAUGAGAAUGUACCGCUUAUUGCUCUUUUUGAUAGUUAAAAAUAUCUACUGUAAUGCGCAGUUUUAAUUGUGACCUGCUUCGCAGUUGAACCAUUUAUUUUGAUCGUUUUUCAGCUCAUGUGUCACUCAGAAGUUGAAGCGAUACUUAGGCAUUUCAUUUGAGGUUGUAGUUGAAUGUGUGACUGCGAGUAACCUCUUUUAGUUUUAGUGUUUGUAUAUUUAAUUUCUGUUAAGUUUUGUCUUCAUUCCCCAGUGAAUUGUGCUGUAAAUGUUUACAAUCUCACAUGUCCCGUCCUUCUCCUGCUGUAACUACAAACAGUGGUUCGAAGACCUCCAGGCAGACCUUCCUCAUCUGCUAGAUCUUCUCAGUCAUCAUCUGCAGACCUGACUGGGUGUGAUGUUUUUGGUGAUCGGCAUUAAUCUCUUGAAGGGGGACAAUUUUUUUAAAAUCUUCACUGCUGUUGUGUUUUCUAGUUUAUCCUGCACCGCCAGUGAUCAUCAGGAGCGUUGUUCACUGGUUUAUGUGAACGACGGUAAUCUUUGAUCAUUUUGCUCCAAUGUUUAUUGCUCUGUGUAAUGUUUGUACUGUGGGAGGUUACUUGUGAGCAAGCCAGUGCAAAAGGCAGUUACUUUCUAUGAUUGGCCAGUUCAGUUACUGUGGCAUUAUUGAUCAACUAUUAGCACAAAUUUUGUACACAAAUACACACUCUAAAAUUCAUAUAACUUAUAAAAUACAUUUCUA
Messenger RNA from Chelmon rostratus (copperband butterflyfish), 3091 nucleotides. RefSeq names its product Rac GTPase activating protein 1 (gene racgap1). The record is from RefSeq and is a predicted model, not a curated record. The transcript has 17 exons. Bases 140 to 2041 code for a protein of 633 amino acids. Gene Ontology annotation, biological process: signal transduction. NCBI's taxonomy places the organism in Eukaryota, Metazoa, Chordata, Actinopteri, Chaetodontiformes, Chaetodontidae.